Molecule: messenger RNA, 294 nt
Organism: Protopolystoma xenopodis
Lineage: Eukaryota; Metazoa; Platyhelminthes; Monogenea; Polystomatidea; Polystomatidae
Source: the annotation of a GenBank genome assembly
AUGCCCUCCCAAAAAUUACGUUUCUAUCUGCUUAUGCGGUACAUGUACCAACGUCGGCGCGCUAAAUUGGGUCCUCGACCACGCAAAGGGGCAGAUCAAUUGACCUGGACCGAUACUUUUCUGCCUUUGGCCCGCUCUCUCAUUAAGAGACCUGGCGUUUCUUCACUUCCGCUUAGUUUGACAGCGAAGCCACGGGAGCCUCUUGCAGAUCAGAAAUCCUCGAUCGGUUCUCUUGAUCAAGUGGAUCAAGUCUGUCGGCGUCGAACAGAUCUAUUAACUUCGGUAUCGAAUUGA